GACAGCACGCGGUGGACGCGUUUUGUGGCGGACCUUCCAAGUUACAACUACGAGAGACUGACCCUUUUUCGUUUCCACACCCAUUCUGCGAGCGUUUCAAUUCAUUCAGAAUCCGAUGGCUAAUCACGACGACAAGAACGAUAACCACGAGGAAUCGAGCCCGCUCUUGGGCAAGCAGGUGGGAGAAGAGGAUGCCAAGAAAGCCAGCAAGCCCACCGACGCCAAGGCAGACACCGCCACGGUCACAGUCGGCAAAGCUCCGGCUCCGGCACCCGGGAAUUUCGGCGGGUACGGAUGGACCGCCGACGGAUUGCCUUUGGGGCACGGGAGCGUGGUGGGCGAGCCGAUGGGCCGGGCCCACUGGGACUCGAGCCUCUUCGCUUGUCUUGGACGCACCGACGAGUUCUGUAGCAGUGAUCUUGAAGUUUGCCUUCUUGGAAGUGUGGCUCCUUGUGUGCUGUAUGGAAGCAAUGCAGAGAGAGUUGCAUCUAGUCCUGGGAGUUUUGCAAGUCACUGCUUGAGUUACACUGGUCUAUUUUUGCUUGGAAAUUCCGUCUUUGGUUGGAACUGCCUUGCACCAUGGUUUUCAUCCGCUAGCCGUACUACCAUUCGUCGGAAGUUCAACGAACAGGGCAGCUGGGAGGCACUUCAUAGGUCAUGUGGGUGCUGCGGAUGCUUUCUGGAGGAUGAGGCGCAGCGUGAACAAUGUGAGACUGCAUGUGAUUUUGUAACUCACUUCUGCUGCCACACGUGUGCUCUUUGUCAGGAAGGCCGUGAGCUCCGUCGUAGGUUGCCUCAUCCAGGGUUCAAUGCUCAACCAAUCCUGGUUAUGAUUCCUCCUGUGGAGCAGAGCAUGGGCCGUGGGGCCUGAGAGCUUCCUGGCGUGAAAAGUUGUCCUGUCUAUAUGGUACUGGUGCGAUAUGAUAUUGUGUAAACUGUAUUGGGGUUAUCUGAUCUGCAUCUGAAGGCCCUCCUGCUUCGUUUGGGUAAAACACCCAUAAAUAAUGUAGACUUCACCUAUAUUUCCUGUUUAUGAUUCGUGAUGUUUGUGGA
Alnus glutinosa is the source of this 1053-nucleotide messenger RNA. RefSeq names its product cell number regulator 8. The record is from RefSeq and is a predicted model, not a curated record. The transcript is spliced from 3 exons. Bases 116 to 871 code for a protein of 251 amino acids. Lineage: Eukaryota; Viridiplantae; Streptophyta; Magnoliopsida; Fagales; Betulaceae.